CCCCCGGCGGUUGCUUGCAAGAGGUUGGCUGCUUGAAAAGUAAAUCUUGGGGGAAAAAAGUUCAUUCGGUAAACGUGGGUUAAGACUUUUGCCAAGGGACACAAUGACAACAUGCACUCAAGCGGGGAUAUGAACCGCUGAACCAUUACGUUGUAAGGUGUACACUUACAAUCACACAUGCCCCUCAGCUUUAAAAUAUGGAUAAACAAUGUUUUUUAAAUGAACCCACUGCAUAGCAGAUUUCAUCGACUGUAGGGGUUGGCCCAGAACACAAAAUUGCAAUAACCUUAGGGAAGUCUGUUUAGUUCAUGCUUACAAAUAAUUCAAACAGCAUCCAUGUGUACCCUAUAUCUGUAUAGCUGUAUUAUGCUGCCCCCAGGAGGCCAAAUUGCACACACCAGAAGGAGCAGCACAACAGCCAUUGAAUUACACCAAAAAAAGUAUUAUUAUUAUAUUAAAAAAAAACUGGGACAUAAAUAUUUGCUAUUUUUGGUGGGGAGACUGGAACGGAUUAAUGGCCUUUCAAUUCGUUUCCAUGGGGAAAGACGAUUUGAGUGACUAGACUAACAAGGUCACACAACAAAUUGGGCUUAGGUCUUUCUCGUGGUUCCAAUGCCACUUCGAGAGAGCCUCGUUUUUGUAUUUUGCGGGCCCACCCCCAGUUGUGACAUCGCCACCCGAUUUAGCCGCCUCCAACGGCCCAAAAUAGAGUCGGGAGGAUGGACACUCCAGACGGCGACUGCAUUACUGCCGCCACCUGAUCGAGGAAAACAGACUGGCCUCAGAGUCCGGCGAGGAACAAGAAACCCGGCAGGCCAGAACGUGUCAGCUCUCGGAAGUGAGCUAGACUUUUACGAGAAGAGGCUUUGAGCCAAAUGGGUGAACGCGUACAAGUAGACAGCAUGGCCCAAAGCACCACAGAAGAGAUGCCGCGGCUCUUCCCGAAAAUCUCCAUGAGCGAGGUGGACGAGAAGGUGCGUCUGCUGGCUGAGAAGGUCUACGCCUCAGCCCUGAAGGAGGAGGAUACCAAGGAUGCCCUGGCCCUCUUCAACGUGCCUGAGGACUGUCCCAUCGGUCUGCAGGAGGACCGGGAGCGUGCGCUGCAGAAAGAGCUGGCCGAGCAGCAGUCCAAGGAGACUGUCAAGAGAAAGAAGAACUUCAUGAUGAAGCGGUCCCAGUCCCUGUCCCUACAGAUUCCCACUGGGGAAUGGAGCCUGCUGGGAAAUUCGCCCGCGCUAUCACCGACCGUGCCAGAGCCUGUCUUUUCAAAGAGCUUCCCCGACUUCCAGAGGGUGACCAUCAGUGGAGACUACUGCGCCGGGAUCACCGUCGAGGAUUAUGAGCAGGCAGCCAAGAGCCUCCUGAAAGCUCUUUUCAUUCGGGAAAAGUACUCUCGGCUGGCUUACCACCGUUUUCCCAGGACGAUAGCUCGCUUCCUCCGCAACGCAGAGGGGGAAAAGUGGCGAGAGGAGGACGAGGUCUUGCCAGACAUCUGGCCGGUCCCCCGUGAAGACGAGGACCCGUACUCUAUGGAGGGCAUUCCAGAGAACCUGGACUACGAGCUCCAAAUGAAAGACGGCAUUAUUCACGUUUACGACAACGCGGAGGCCCUGAAACAACAACGGCCUCGCGUGCUCCCUUACCCAGACUUCGAGACCUUCGCUAUAGACUUGAGCCACGUCCUUGCCAUGAUUGCUGAUGGCCCCACGAAGACCUACUGCCACAGACGACUGAAUUUCUUGUCAUCCAAAUUUUAUCUUCAUGAAAUGAUGAAUGAAAUGGCUGAACUUAAGGAGCUAAAGCGUGUCCCCCACAGAGACUUCUACAAUGUCAGAAAGGUGGACACGCACAUACAUGCCGCUGCCUGCAUGAACCAGAAGCACUUGCUGAAGUUCAUUAAGACCACGUACCAAACGGAGAAAGGCCGCGUGGUCCUGGAGAAGGGCGGCCAUAGGUUUACACUGGAGCAGGUCUUCAAAAGCCUCCAUAUGGACCCCUACGACCUCACCGUGGACUCACUGGACGUGCAUGCUGGAAGACAAACAUUUCAUCGCUUUGACAAAUUCAACUCCAAGUACAACCCUGUGGGAGCCAGCGAACUGCGAGAGAUUUACCUCAAGUCUGACAACUACAUCGAGGGAGAGUACUUUGCACGUCUCAUCAAGGAAGUGGCAAAAGAGCUGGAGGAGAGCAAGUACCAACACGCCGAACCUCGUUUGUCAAUUUACGGACGGUCCACCACCGAGUGGGCCGGCCUCGCCGCCUGGUUCAUUCAGCACAAAGUCCACUCGCCCAACCUGAGAUGGAUGAUCCAGGUCCCCCGUAUCUAUGACAUCUUCAGGUCGAAGAAGCUAAUACCAAACUUUGCCAAAAUGCUGGAGAACAUCUUCCUCCCCAUAUUUGAGGCCACAGUAAACCCACAAAAGCACCCGGAACUUCAUGUUUUCCUGAAAUACGUGACGGGAUUUGACAGCGUGGAUGACGAAUCCAAGCACAGCGACCACUUGUUUUCCUACAAAAGCCCAAAGCCCGAGUCGUGGACCACAGACGAUAACCCGCCGUACACCUACUACCUGUUUUACAUGUACGCCAACAUCAUGGUGCUCAACAACCUGCGCAAGGAGCGUGGAUUGAACACCUUCCAGUUCCGCCCCCACUGCGGCGAGGCCGGCUCUAUCACACACCUGGUGUCCGCCUUCCUCACGGCGGACAACAUCUCCCACGGCCUCAACCUGAAAAAGAGUCCGGUGUUGCAGUACCUCUACUACCUGGCGCAGGUUCCCAUUGCCAUGUCGCCGCUGAGCAACAACAGCUUGUUCCUGCAGUACUCCAAAAACCCGCUGCGGGACUUUCUCCAGAAGGGCUUGUGUGUGUCGCUGUCCACCGACGACCCCAUGCAGUUCCACUACACAAAGGAAGCAUUGAUGGAGGAGUAUGCCAUCGCAGCUCAGCUUUGGAAACUCAGCACUUGCGACUUGUGCGAGAUCGCCAGAAACAGCGUGCUGCAAAGCGGCCUGUCUCACCAGGAGAAGAAACACUUCCUGGGCUCCAACUACCUGCAGGACGGCCCCGAGGGCAACGACAUCAGACGCACAAACGUGGCGCAAAUCCGCAUGGCGUAUCGUCACGAGACGCUGUGCAACGAGCUCAGCUUUUUAGUCGACGCCGUCAAAGCUGACGCCACGACUCAAGUGGGGGACUGACACGGGUUGGCGCAUUUUCGCAUUUUGUUAAAAAAAAUCCUCUUUGAAUUUGUGUGAGUUGCAUUUAUUGACAAACUGCAUUUUGUUUUUUUUUUUUACUGAAAAAUUUAUGUAUAAUAUGUGUAAUAUCUGUAAAAAAAAACUACUGAAUCACAAAUAAUAAAGUGCAAAGGAUGUCUUUAUUAAAAGUCAUGCAAUGUAUCGUCACACCUGAAUCCCAGCCAUAAUUAAAACAAAUGAAUUCCAUGUUUGAGGAAUUUAAGAAAAGACCAACAUAUCAUAUCAUGAAUUACAGUAUCAUACAUCUGUCACACCACAUCUUUUUCACAAAUGAUUUUAUACAGACUGAGAAAAAGAGAUGGCCAAACAAUGCAUUACACUGGCAGAAUUAAAAGAUAUACGGUUGAAGUCGGAAGUUUACUAUACUGUGAAAAAACACAAAUUUAUUUUUUUUGUCUCACUGUCUGAAGUCAAAUCAAACUAAACCUCUCCUGUUUCGGGUCAGUCAGGAUCACCAAAAUUAUUUAAUUUUGUGAAAUGCCACAAUAAUGAGAGCUUUUUCUAGCAAAUUUUAUAUUUUCUCUGAGGUCAAACGUUCACAUACAUUUCCCUUUUAACUGCAUGACUUAGCUCAAACAUUUCGGACCAAAACAGGUUCAUCUCCAGUUCUUCCUGAGCAGUGUGAUCGCUGGACAUUCCUGGGAUGUUUAUACAUGCAUAUAAUUGUUUGAACAGAUGAACGUGGCACUUUCGAGCAUGUGGAAAUUGCACCCAAGGAUGAUGGAGGUCCACGAUUCUUUCUGGUAUUUCUUUUGAUUUUUGACUUUGUCAGAGUGUUUGAGGUGUGGCCUUUAAAAACAUCCCCCGGUGUGCCCUCUGGGCUUCCUUAUGGUCUUGACACACAUAGUAGUUUAUUUUGAAUUAAACUUUUAACCUCAAAUGAAACUAUAACAUUCUCACUCUCAUUAUUAUGACAUUUCACAAAAUUAAAUAACUUUGGUGACCCUGACCGACCUGAAACGCGAGAGGUUUCAUCUGAUUUGACUUCAGGCAGUGAGAAAAGAAUGAAAAUGUUUUUUUGCGCAGUAUAUGUAGACUUCUGGCUUCAACUGUACAGUAUCACUGUUAAAAAAAAAAAAGGGGGGGUGGUCUAGUAAAGAUCAGCAUCCAACACUACCAUCCAAUGGUGGGACAAUGCAUUACACUGACAGAUUUAUAUGGUAUACAGUGUGAUUGUAAAAAGUGAGAAAAAUAUUCUAAUAAUUUAUGCAAUUACAUGAAAACUGUGUAUUGCGUAUAUAUAUUAUUUGUUGUAGUGCAAACAUUAAGUACAGCUAAGUCAGCAGAAA
This is a messenger RNA of Syngnathoides biaculeatus (alligator pipefish), 4552 nucleotides long. It is a transcript of the gene ampd3b, whose product is annotated as adenosine monophosphate deaminase 3b. The record is from RefSeq and is a predicted model, not a curated record. Gene Ontology annotation, cellular component: cytosol. Lineage: Eukaryota; Metazoa; Chordata; Actinopteri; Syngnathiformes; Syngnathidae. Gene Ontology annotation, molecular function: AMP deaminase activity. The transcript is spliced from 15 exons. Gene Ontology annotation, biological process: IMP salvage; AMP metabolic process. The coding region runs from base 876 to 3203 and encodes 775 amino acids.